This is a messenger RNA of Cervus elaphus (red deer), 3872 nucleotides long. It is a transcript of the gene CALCR, whose product is annotated as calcitonin receptor. Gene Ontology annotation, molecular function: calcitonin receptor activity; amylin receptor activity. Gene Ontology annotation, biological process: adenylate cyclase-activating G protein-coupled receptor signaling pathway; cell surface receptor signaling pathway; positive regulation of cytosolic calcium ion concentration. The transcript has 14 exons. The coding region runs from base 240 to 1928 and encodes 562 amino acids. The record is from RefSeq and is a predicted model, not a curated record. NCBI's taxonomy places the organism in Eukaryota, Metazoa, Chordata, Mammalia, Artiodactyla, Cervidae. Gene Ontology annotation, cellular component: axon; plasma membrane.
GUUUGCGCCCAGCUCACUGCUGGAAGGGAAGGCGCCGGGAAGGACGGCCAGCCCCCCAGGCUCUGGGUGGGCUGCGCCGCGCCGCUCUCGGACCUUCCUGGGUUGGAGAGGUGCGCACCGUCCGCACCGCACCCAGCGGCGGCCGGCCGUCUCCUGCUCAGGAGAUGCUCGCCGGAGCCUGAGUUCCUGAGCCUCUGGAGCGACCACCUGCGAACGCCCUUGGCUUCUACUGCGCCACCAUGGAGGGCAACUCAGAGAAAAUACUCCAGGUCUUAAAAGACCGUUUUCAAAGGCCCAAAAUGAAGUUCACACUUACCCGCUGGUGCUUGACCCUCUUCAUCUUCUUGAAUCGCCCACUUCCGGUUCUUCCUGCCAGUUCAGAUUCCACCUACUCUCCAACACUGGAGCCGGAGCCAUUUCUCUUCCUUUUAGGAAAACAGAGACUGCUGCAGGCACAGCACAAAUGCUUUGACCGAAUGCAGAAGUUGCCCCCCUACCAAGGAGAAGGUCUGUACUGCAACCGCACCUGGGAUGGCUGGGCCUGCUGGGACGAUACACCAGCUGGAACGCUAGCGGAACAGCACUGCCCAGAUUAUUUUCCGGACUUUGAUGUGGAAGAAAAAGUUACAAAGUAUUGUGAGGAGGAUGGGGUUUGGUACAUGCAUCCUGAGAGCAACAUUUCCUGGUCCAACUAUACCAUGUGCAACGCUUUCACCCCUGAGAAGAUGCAGAGCGCAUACAUCCUGUACUACCUGGCUAUUGUGGGUCAUUCGAUGUCGAUGGUCACCUUGGUGAUUUCCCUGGCGAUUUUCAUGCUUGUUAGGAGCCUUAACUGCCAGCGUGUGACUCUGCAUAAGAACAUGUUUCUGACCUACGUUCUGAACUCUAUCAUCAUUAUCAUCCACCUGGUUGAAGUUGUGCCCAAUGGAGAGCUCGUGAAAAGGGAUCCGCCGAUGUGCAAGAUUCUGCACUUUUUCCACCAGUACAUGAUGUCGUGCAACUAUUUCUGGAUGCUCUGCGAAGGCCUCUACCUGCACACUCUGAUUGUGGUGUCUGUGUUCGCUGAGGGGCAACGCCUGUGGUGGUACUACCUCCUGGGCUGGGGACUCCCGCUGCUGCCAAGCACUGCUCAUGCUAUUGCUCGGGCUCUGUUAUUCAACGACAACUGCUGGCUGAGUGUGGACACCAACCUGCUUUACAUCAUCCACGGUCCGGUCAUGGGGGCACUGGUGUUGAACUUCUUCUUCCUGCUGAACAUCAUCCGGGUGCUUGUGAAGAAAAUAAAGGAAUCGCAGGAGGACUCGUACAUGUACCUGAAGGCGGUGAGGGCCACUUUGAUCCUGGUGCCCCUUCUGGGGGUCCAGUUCGUCAUCCUUCCCUGGCGACCUUCCCACCCCGUGCUUGGGAAGAUCUACGACUUUGUGAUGCACUCUCUGAUUCACUUCCAGGGAUUCUUCGUGGCCGUCAUCUACUGCUUCUGCAACCAUGAGGUCCAGGCCGCCCUGAAGCGCCAGUGGAACCAGUACCAAGCGCAGCGCUGGAAUGGCCGCCGCCGGGCCCACCGCGCGGCCAAUGCCGCCGCCGCCACUGCUGCCGCCGCCGCCGCCCUUGCUGAGACUCCGCCGAUCUACAUCUGCCACCAGGAGCCGCAGAACGAGCCCGCCGACCACCUGGGCGAGGAGGGUGCUGAGGUCAUCCCUAUGGAGGGCGGGGAGGUCAUCUCCAUGAAGGGCGCUGAGGUCAUCCCUAUGGAGGGCGGGGAGGUCAUCUCCAUGAAGGGCGCUGAGGUCAUCCCUAUGGAGGGCGGGGAGGUCAUCUCCAUGAAGGGUGCUGAGGUCAUCGCCGUGCAGGGCGCUGCUGAGGUCAUCGCCGUGGAGGGUGCUGAGGUUGUCGCUAUGGAGAUCAUUGAGCAAGAGUCAUCCGCUUGAAAUGUGACGCCGACAACAGCCUUGUGACCCCCGAGCCCUCAUUUCCUGGGAGCAAGACCAACCCUACAUCUCAAGUGAUCUCCAUCCUCCCAGGAGCACACAUCUCAUUUGUGAGAAGUAUCAAGUGCAUUUGUCCAUAGUGAAUCCGAAGACAGUUUUACUUGGUACUGUUGCUACCGGGAGACAGUCGAGGAAUGGAGUCUCCCUCUACACCACCUGUGAACUCUGCAACACCUGUGAACUUUGCGACACCUGUGAAUUCUGUGACACCUGUGAACUCUGCAACACCUGUGAACUCCUGUGAAUACCAUCUUUCAUCCAGGACUGAGAUGUACAAAUGUCAGAGUAACGCAAGCAAAGUAACCGAGUAAAACCCAAGUUGACCUAGUUCAGAUCCAGGGUGCUCCGUGUUAAUCUUGAAGCCAUUUCUACCUUCGAAAAAUUCAAUCACCAUCAUUGGUUUUCUUUUUAACUCAAAACUUUGAAAUUAGGAUACUUUGGUAUUUGGCUAUGGUUCUGAUUUUUUUUUAUUGCUUUUUUUAAUUUCAAUCAAUUCUGAUGUUCCUCAGAUGUUUUACCAUCCACAGACACACACACAAUGUAAACCGCACAAAUUACAACGUGACCUCCUCAAAGUGGCUUUCUAACGUAGAGAUGACUGAGUUUGUGGGGGGAAAAGACCUGCAUUUGACAGGAAGAUGUAAGGCUUUGAAUGGGGAAAAAAAAAAAAAAAAAGUUAGUUUGCUCCAAAUAUUAGAUGGGUCUUUGUGUUCAUUACUUUACUAAUACCGAGUGCUCGGCUUGGCCUAGUGCAAGUCCUGACUUCUGUAAGAAGGAAUUGGCUUUCGUGUUCACUGUGCUUUGAUUACUAACAUUUACAAAUUGGGAAGUCACAAAGAAUCCAUCACUAAAUUUUUCACAAAACUGCCAAAAAAUCGAAUUCCUAGUGGAAGAGAAUACUCUCUCUAAAGAGAGUUUUCCACUUUCCUAAACUCCAGGAUUUAUAUAACAAAUCACUCGAGGUUUCUAAAGCAGAUUACCUCUUGCCCUUGGGUGCUAUCUAGCAGUAAAAGAUAAAUUUGUUUAAGACUGGUAAUUAAAAGACUCCAUAUAACUCCAUUAACUGCUUUCUACCCAGCUUCUAAGCUUAAUAAGAUCUCAGCCUUUUCCAGAAAGAUUCAGUAGGGCUAAUUAGAAAUCAGUUUGUGGUUGACCUCUUGUUUGAUGCUAUUAGUGAAACAGGAGGGGGAAAAAAACAAUUAACCACUACAAGUUUGACUGUAUACCGACUCAUUUAAAAUAAGAGUUUCUCAUUAAAAUUCAAUGUUAUAGUCCCAUACCUCUCUUUACUUCCAUAUAAAAUCUUCAAAAAUCCCUGAGUAAACCAGUAUCAUUACUGGCACCUGAGAUUAAUUUGUGAAUUUGCAACAGCACUCAGUUACCCUUACGUAAUUUGUAUUCCAAAUGAAGAGAUACAUCAAAGCCCUCCACAUCUCAAGUCUCAAGUUAUGUGCUCUUAUGCCACUGCCUUUCAGAGAUGAUAUAGUUUCAGAGAUGAUAUAGUUUUUAGAGAUGAUAUAGUUUUGGAAAGACAAAAGAAAAAUAUAUUCUUUCAGAGAAAAUGUAUUUUGGAUACUAAAGUAGCUUAUGUCUCCUUUACUUGAAUGUAAGGGAGGAUUUGAAAAGAGGGUAUUUUUCCAAUCACAGUGUUUAUGUAAUAAGUGUUCCUAUUUUUGUUUACAAACAUGGAAAGCAGUAUUUCUGGCAGCUCUAGUACAAAUGUGAUAACAUUUUGCUGAAAUAUUCUAAAUGCUAUUGUGCUAAUAUAGUAGUGGCUGAAUAAGAUCAAACAGCUUACUAUAGAAUUGUGCACAGUGCCAAAAUGAUGUGAAAUGCUUGUGCUGUAUCCAUGUAUGAAUUAAUAAAGAGUAAUGAUAAGCAAAA